This is a messenger RNA of Lingula anatina, 4081 nucleotides long. RefSeq names its product echinoderm microtubule-associated protein-like 2. Gene Ontology annotation, molecular function: microtubule binding. Gene Ontology annotation, biological process: microtubule cytoskeleton organization. Lineage: Eukaryota; Metazoa; Brachiopoda; Lingulata; Lingulida; Lingulidae. The record is from RefSeq and is a predicted model, not a curated record. Gene Ontology annotation, cellular component: mitotic spindle.
AAGUUUUAUGCAUGUAAACUAUGUAAAGAACCAUUCCCAGGGAGAGAGUAGAAUAUUUUGAAACAUUUAGAUUAAUGCAUAAAUGGGCUCAUUCAGAUGCAUGCUUGCCAGCUUCAACUGUGGAAAAUUUACACAAAGAUAGCACUAGAGGUAGAAUAAAGCUUCGCGUUUUAUAAAAUAACAAUGCCAAACGCUAAUUGCAAGUCGAAAAUCUGAAGAACAAUAUAUUUCUGAUGCAAUUUUCUUUGGGUUACGAAUUUCUGGAAUAAUAAGGGAUGCAGAGCAAAUGUUAAUGGGAUGUAUAUUAAAUCAUACACAAAUGAGACUGUCGUAAUAGCUACGAUUCAGGACAUAAUUAGAAUACAUUUAUUUCUUACUGCAACCAUUACUGUACACAUAUUUUGACAUUCCCGUCUACUGAAAACCUUACCUAGUCGGCAUUUGCGCUUCCCGCACUUCAACUGUGGAUGACGUCAUGAACUCUCGCUCAUUCUCGUCUAAUGAUUUAAUAGACAUUUCAUGAAAGCUUCUCCCUCAUUAUAAUAUGAAAGUUCUAAAUAAAUAUCAUACAUUACUCAAUAUUUAGUUUAAAAGCAGCAUCAGCUGUUCACAUUUUUUCAACAAAGACGAACAAGACAAAAUUGUGUGAUACGUCAUCACUUUUUGUGUAACCGGUGUCUGCACCAAAACAAGACCACGAUGGAGAAGUUUGACGGCCCGGACGGCAUGCUGGAUCAUGAGAAUGAGGAACUCAGAGAGCGGGUGUCUGCCCUGGAGAAAAAGGUCCACCAGAAUGAAGACGAAAUGCUCUGUCUGAAAAGUGCCCUGGCAGACGCACUGCGCAGGAUAGCUUCCUUGGAAUCUGGCAGAACAGCUGGACUUACUAACAACGUACUCCCAUCCAAACCAUUCAAGCCACAGCCGAGGAGGGUAUCCAGUGCACCCGUCUCUGCAGCUGAUUCCAGGAGUAAAAGAGCAGGAUCAGUUGAACAGGCAUUUGUCACUCGUGACACAGCACCACCACAGAAGAGGGCGCCCACACCCACUCCCAAGGCUCCCCCCUCACCCAGCCCAACCUCACUGAAGAAGUGGUCAUCACUGUCUUCUGCAGAAUUCCAGGGAGGAAACUUACAAAUGAGCAGAUCGUUCCAGUCUGUGACAUGCUUAACUGACAAAACUAGAGCUACUGAUAGAAAAGCUAUGGCACAUAGGCGCAAAGAGACGACAUUUAAUAAAGAGGAGGGAUACCUCCGUAUGUACCUCAGAGGUCGUCCAGUGACACUGUACGCUCCCACACUAGAAGAGUAUGACCUGGCAAAGAAAGAGGACCAGCCGCCACAGAGUCUCAAAUUAGAAUGGGUUUACGGCUAUAGGGGCCGAGACUGCCGCAGCAAUGUUCAUCUACUUCCUACAGGAGAGACUGUGUACUUUGUGGCAGGUGUGGUGGUGUUGUACAAUGUGGAAGAACAAAUACAGAGACAUUACCUAGGACAUACAGAUGAUGUCAAGUGCUUGGCAGUUCAUCCAGACAAAAUUACCAUAGCAACAGGUCAGGUGGCUGGGCAUGAUAACAAGAAGUCUAGCAGGCCUAAGAGCGCCCAACAUGGAAAAGGCGACCCAAGCACUGCUCCUGAUCAUUUGCCUCAUGUCCGGGUUUGGAACUCUGUCAGCCUGCAAACUCUCCAUAUCUUGGGUCUGGGAGGAGACUUUGAUAGAGCAGUAUGCUCUAUUGGAUUCUCAAAGGCAGAUGGUGGACAGCUGCUGUGUGCUGUGGAUGAGGGCAAUGAGCAUACUCUAUCAGUGUGGGAGUGGCAGAAAGGAGAGAAAGGACACAAGAUUACAGAGACCAAGAGUUCUACAGAGCCUGUUGUGGCCUCAGAGUUCCAUCCACUGGAUGCCAAUACCAUCAUUACUUGUGGUAAGAAUCAGAUCACAUUCUGGACACUGGAAGGUGGCACCCUGGGCAAGAAACUGGGGCUCUUUGAGAAACACGAGAAACCCAAGUUUGUACUUUGUCUGGCUAUUGCUGAUAAUGGAGAUGUCUUUACUGGAGAUUCUAAUGGAAAUAUAUUCAUUUGGCCAAGAGGCACCAACAAGAUCUCCAAGGCCCUGACAGGGGUACAUGAAGGUGGUAUCUUCUCCCUGCUGUUCACCAAGGAUGGCCAUCUGCUAUCUGGUGGUGGCAAGGACAGGAGAAUUGUACAGUGGGAUGCCACUGGCUUGACUCAGACUGGAGAGGUGGAGAUCCCAGAACACUAUGGCGCUGUGCGCACACUGACCCAGGGCAAGGGGAAUAUGAUUGUAGUUGGCUCUACCAGGAAUGUCAUACUACAAGGGACACUGGAACUCAACUUCAACCCUAUAGUACAGGGUCAUGUUGAUGAACUGUGGGGGUUGGCAGUCCACCCUAAUCAGCACCAGUUCCUGACCUGCGCCUAUGACAAGAAGGUGUUCCUCUGGGACGCACUGUCUCAUUCUGCUGUGUGGAGCAAGGAAUUGGAGGUCCCUGCCCACUGUGCAUGUUUUCACCCUGAUGCCCAGGUGGUGGCUAUAGGGACACAGACUGCCAAGUGGCUGGUGCUGGACCUCACUUCUAGAGAACCUGUCUAUUCUCACACUGAUGGCAAUGAACAGAUUGAGUGUGCGGAGUAUUCACCAGACGGAAAGUACUUAGCACUGGGCUCCAGGGACAAUCACAUUUAUGUUUAUAGUGUUGAUGAGGAAGGGAAAAAAUAUUCACGCGUUGGUAAAUGCCAGGGUCACUCCAGUUUUGUGACUCACCUAGACUGGUCUGCAGACAGUCAGUAUAUUCAGUCAAACUCAGGAGAUUAUGAACUACUUUUCUGGAAUGCAUCCAGUUGCAAACAAAUCACAGCUUCAAGUAGUAUGAGAGACGUACAGUGGGCCACUUCUUACUGUACCAUUAGCUUCAAUACCUGUGGCAUCUGGCCAGAGGGAGCUGACGGUACAGAUGUCAAUGGCAGCAGUCGUGCUCACAAGGCAGAUCUCCUUGCCAGUGCUGAUGACUAUGGGAAAGUGAACCUCUACAGAUACCCUUCAACACACAUUGAGGCUGGGCAUCGGGCUUAUGGUGGCCAUAGUAGUCAUGUGACUGCUGUCCGCUUCCUUCAUGAUGAUAGUCGUCUGCUUUCAACUGGAGGGAAGGAUGCCGGAAUUCUUCAGUGGGAGAUUUUAUAAAGAUUCUCAAGAAUGAAUAAUCUGCUUUCUAUUGAUACUAAUAAUAUAUAUGGAUUUUCAGGAAAGAAAGUAUACAUUAUAUGACUUGAUUAAUGUUGAAACAAAAAAGGGUAACGAUGCUAAUUAAUUGUUUAAAAAUUAUGUCUCCAAUGACUGAUGAAGUUAUUUCAUUGUAGAUGAAAAUACAUGAAGUGAAAGUGUUUGAAGUAUUGUGAAUGCCAUCCUUUGAUAGUGGGCUUAACAGUCAGUUUAAGUCCUUUUAAAUUUGUUUGAAAAGGUUCUCAGAUGAAAAACAUUAAAUCUUGACCUAAUACUUUGAUAUAAUAAGAAAUGGAAUUAUCUCAUUUAUAAUUCUAAAUAUAUUUUCUCUGGCUUGGUCUAAAAUUUUUAAUUUUUUUUUUUUUAAAUUUUGAUACAUAAUUUUGUUUUUGUUUAAUUACUUGCAGUGUUUCAUUUAUUAUAAUAAGACUUGGCCUAAAUGUCUUCUCAGAAUUCUCAGAAUGAAAGUGGAUUGCUAUUAUGUACUGUUUUCUUAGAAAUUUUGAUGGCCCCAAGCUUACUGUACACCAGAUAAAUUCAGUAUUAUUGGGGACAGAUAGAGCCUUUUAGAUAAAAAGAAAAUUUGUGUUUAAUGUUUUUCUUCACAUAAAUAAUAGAAAUUAAUCUAGCUGUAAAAAGAUUUAGAGAUUACAGUAUACUGUAGGAUAUAGGAUAAGGUUGAUAUGGAAUUAGUAUUGUAUGUGAACAAGAUAUAUGAAAAAGUUCACUGUCAAUGAUAAUAAUUAUGAAUAUAUUGUAGUCAUUUUCUUUUAAAGAUGUUUUUCAUAUACAAAAAAGCAGUGGAUUAACAUUACAAUGAGCAGAUAAAAGAAAUUUGAGUAUA